Molecule: messenger RNA, 918 nt
Organism: Aspergillus chevalieri
Lineage: Eukaryota; Fungi; Ascomycota; Eurotiomycetes; Eurotiales; Aspergillaceae
Product: putative GPI-anchored cell wall protein Pst1
Exons: 3
Coding region: 1-918 (305 amino acids)
Biological process (GO): fungal-type cell wall organization
Cellular component (GO): fungal-type cell wall; plasma membrane
Source: RefSeq, a predicted model, not a curated record
AUGACGCUUUUGAUGCUGUUCCUGGCCGUGCUGGCUGUGUGCCAGUGCGUCGUUGCUGAUUCCUGCCAAAAUACAACCAUAUCCUCCUCUUCCGAUACAGACCUCUUCGUCUCCUGCGACAAAAUCGAAGGCACCCUCACUGUCUCCGAAUCUUUCGGCGGGGUCUUGAACCUCACCGAGAUAAGCCAGAUCCAAGGCGACUUAAUCGUGACGAAUGUCGGGGGGAUAACGAAGAUCAACCUGCCGGCUCUUGAGAAGGUCGAGGGCACGGUGACGAUUACGGAUAAUGAGGGGUUGAAGAAUUUGACGCUCUCCGGGUUGCAGAGUGUCAGUGGGGCGUUGACGGUCCGGGGGAAUAAUGGAUUGAGCUAUGUGAAUCUACAGAAUCUGGAAGAUGUAGAGGGGGGCCUCGGCCUGGUCGGAGGAUUCAGUGUCUCGCUCCCCAACAUCAACGAAGUCAACGGCGACACUACAAUCCAAGGCGCCGACAUGUCCUGCGGCGUCUUCGACCGUCUCGCUGCAGAUGGCGUAUUCACCGGCUCCUACUCAUGCACCGCAUCAAGCUCAGGUCUAAGCCCAGGCGCAAAAGCCGGUAUCGCCAUUGCAGUCAUUCUAAUCGUCUGCAUCAUCGCCGUUGCUAUUUGGUUUUUCCUACGGCGCCGACGCGCAGCGGCCGCCAGUGUAAGUGAAAACAGCGACGUCGAGAAAACAGAGUACCAUAUCUUCUCCAACACGAAAUCGAUACUACGCCUCCCCCGCAAACCAUUCCCCCCGAAACAAACCUCCGAGGCUGUUCCCAUGCUGGAUGGAAGGAUGAUACUCGAAGCAACCCCCGGCGAGAGACAUGAAAGACGGCCGGUUUACGAAUUAGAUGCCGGACCACAGAGUUCGCAUCAGCGACCGAUUAAUCAUGAAUGA